UCUGUUCGGGAAUCCAGAAUUAUAAGUGACGUGUUUUCAAAGUUGAAAAUUGAUCCAAAUUUAUUUGGAAUUAUUCGCCCAUAAUUGGACAUGAGCACCGCGUUCGUUCGCGCAAGACAAGAGGAAGAGUUGUGUCAAGGUAAUAAACACGAAAAAAAAAUCCAGAACUGUCACUUGACAGCUGUUGACGUCUGAAGGAAAGGUAGCACAGAAAUGUUUAGCAAACGUAUAUCACCCUAAUGGACGAAUAUUCACAGCUGGAAAAAAAGCUUGAUAAAUAAUUUCAUUCGAAUAUACUUGAAUAACGUCAGAAAAAAUAUGCCGAGAUCGAAUGUCAAGUAUGAGAUCGCAAACCAGGAUGCAGAUACGCCUGAUUUUUUCCUACACCAUGUACCAGAAUUCAAAAACGCAACAAAAAAACACAUCCCUUUUUGGUGGAAUAUUUUGCUGACACUUAUCUUAAUUCUAAUAUAUUUUGUACUAUCUGUUGGGCUCAGUUUUUACCAGCAAUGGUUACUUAGAACGCGGGGUUUUCAUUAUCCAUUGAGUGUUGCGAUUUGUCACCUGUAUGUAAAGUUCCUAUUAUCGUGGUUUGUGCGAACUAUAAUAGAGUGUCGCCAUGGGCAUAAGAGAGUUAGAUUAUCAUGGCACAAUAUGGUAAUGUCCAUGGGUCCACCAGGUAUUGCAAGUGGACUUGAUAUAGGUUUUUCAAAUUGGGCACUUGAGCUGCUCACUAUGUCACUGUAUACAAUGACCAAGUCGACAACUGUAAUUUUUAUUCUUGGAUUUGCACUUUUAUUCAAACUGGAAAGAAAGUCAUGCUCUUUGAUGAGUACAGUCGUUAUGAUAUCUGGAGGACUAGCCAUGUUCACUUACAAAGCAACAGAGAUGAACAUUCUUGGAUUCUUUUUAGCUCUUUUGGCAUCAUUUUCAAGCGGUCUUCGUUGGACCAUGGCACAACUUAUUAUACAGAAGUCCAAGCUUGGCCUUGGAAAUCCUGUAGAUAUGAUGUAUCAUAUGCAGCCUUGGAUGUUAUUGUCUCUCGUUCCAAUGGCCUUAUGGUUUGAGGGUUCGAAAGUCUGGAAUGGUUUGGGGGGUACAGAUUGGACAGACACCCAUGCAGUCUGGGUUAUAGUCAUUGCUAUACUCGGAGGCGCGGUGAUAGCAUUCUGCAUGGAGCUUGCUGAGUAUAUGGUUGUCACGCGUACGUCUAGUCUGACUUUAUCAAUAUCUGGAAUAUUUAAGGAAAUAUGCACAUUAACCCUAGCCUUUGUAUGGAAGGGAGAUAAAAUGAGUGGCCUUAACUUUGUGGGUCUACUGAUGUGCCUUGGCGGAAUAAUCCUGCAUGCUAUACAAAAAGUAUUGACGACCAAAAAAGAAGCAAAUGAAGAUCUUGAGCUAAAUUCUAACUCUGGACUCAGUAAUGGCACCAAAUCUGACGAUGGAUUUGAUACGAAUUUGCCACUUCUAACGCCUCAAAAAUCUACAUCACUUACUAAUUUACUUAAUGAAAACUUUAGCUCGGAUGACGAGGAGGGCAAAGGCGAAGAGAACUCGUCACAAGUUCUCUUCAACAUCCUACAACGCAGGGAACAGUAAUCUUCACCAAUAAUGAAACAUAAUAAUAAAGCAUAAUAUUACCAGAAUAGGCAUUUUAUAUCCCUACAACAGACAUUAACAUUUUCAAAUACAUUCCCCCCCAUUAUGCUCACCAGAACCCACUAGGUUUGAUCGCACUGAUUCGAGGGAUAUGAACACUAUCACUAAUCAACCAUCGCAUACCUAACGAAAUAAGGCUUAUGAGAUGUGGAAAACAUUCUUAGUGCACAGUGUUUGAUUUUUGUCUAUUUCGCAUAUGAAUGGGAAUCAUUGCUGUGUAUUUUAUUUCUAUAAAUCAUUCUAAAAUAUUGGAUAUUUUGAUAAAUUAUUAUUAAUUUUUUAUGUCUACGAAAUACUUAAGUUAUAUUAUUUUGUAUCGUAAGACCUAGCAUUUAUUUUUCUCCUGCAACAUUAUUGCACAGUAUGACUGUAAAUUAUUUAUUUUAUUAACCUUGAUCGGUACAAAUACGUAUUUCAUUCUGAUUUACUUCCUAAUUGAUGUUCCCUAGUUUCUGGUGAAACAUUCCACGUCGAUCAGAGUAUUAAUGAUUGUCGUAUUAGCACGGCGAUUGAUAUUGGUAAAUUAUCAAUCGACUCCAUUAAGCGGGAAUGUACAGUAAUAGGUUAUUUAACCAUUUAAUACGUGUAUAGUUCGGUUUUAAUAUAAAAAUGCAUAAUAUUAGAUAGAUAAAUAUCGCAGGGAUUAUCGAGUUGAGUGCGAAAAUCCUGCAACAUUCCAAUCUAAUAUUAGCGAUAUAUAGUCUUACGCGGUGUGGUGAGCUUUUGAUGUAAGUCUUCGCAACCAGAUUGUGAAAUCAAUAAUAUUAUUAUCAUUCAUUUUUAAAGCAAAGGAAACAUUAGUCGAAACUCUGAAAAACGAGAAUAUUUUUUUAAGUACAAACAAAUGUGCACUGUGUAGCUUUGUAAAAAGAUGUAAUUAUACAUAAGCUGCGUGACUACUGUAUUUCAGGUUUUUUAAUGUGCUUUCAUUACUUUUAUCUUUUAUAAAAAUAAUAAGAAAAAUAAAUAAACUUCGUUCUAGCA
Athalia rosae (coleseed sawfly) is the source of this 2643-nucleotide messenger RNA. Its product is annotated as solute carrier family 35 member C2. The coding region runs from base 319 to 1599 and encodes 426 amino acids. Gene Ontology annotation, cellular component: cis-Golgi network; endoplasmic reticulum-Golgi intermediate compartment; Golgi apparatus. NCBI's taxonomy places the organism in Eukaryota, Metazoa, Arthropoda, Insecta, Hymenoptera, Athaliidae. Gene Ontology annotation, molecular function: antiporter activity. The transcript has 7 exons. Gene Ontology annotation, biological process: UDP-glucose transmembrane transport. The record is from RefSeq and is a predicted model, not a curated record.